AUGGAGAGUAAGGGGCAUGAACACGGAGCACAGUACAGAGCACUAGAUAACAUGCCUAAUAUCGCUGUCCUAGGAUCAGGUGGAGGUCUGCGGGCCAUGAUAGCCCUUCUGGGAACCUUGGUGGAGCUGAAGAAUCAGGGCCUGUUGGACGCUGUCAUGUACCUGUGUGGGGUAUCGGGUUCCACCUGGUGCAUGUCUUUCCUCUACCAAGAGAAGGACUGGACAGAGAAAGUGCAGGUCUUGGAAGCACGCCUGUGUGAUACACUUUCCAAACCUCCAUGUCAUAUUCAAGAGGAAUUUACUAUUGCGACACAGGCGGCUGAAGAUGAACUCUUCUCUCUGACUGAUGUCUGGGCUUCUUUCUUUAUCUAUCCUGCAUUGAAGCUGUAUGAUGAGACUAAACUAUCUGAACAUGAUGAUUCCUCCAAAAAUGGGAAAAAUCCUUACCCAGUCUAUGCGGCAAUAGAAGCAAACCAAUUGGGUAAAGCAGGUGAAAACAGCCCAGGAACCUGGUUUGAAUUCACCCCCCAUGAAUCUGGCUUUCCCAGCCUGGGGGCAUUUGUGUGCACCGAAGACUUGGGAAAGAAAAUCAAGGAUGGGAAUUCGCAAAAGAGGGAUGAGAAAAAUAUCUGCUACCUGCAAGGCUUAUGGGGAAGCGCCCUUGGAAGUAUGGAUGCAAACAAGAAAUAUUUAAUAGACCAUCUUAAGGAAAAAUUCCGAAAACUCAGAGAACAUCGGUAUGCAGUAGGUAAAGCAGGAGUUCUACAAGGAGUGUUAGCUUCUGUGCCUUUUGUUGGUACUGAUUACACUAGUGUACUUCAUCGGGGUAUCCUCCUCCUCCUCCAGGAGCUUCAUGUUCGUGCCUCAGCUGGGGAAGAUUGCAAGAGAAUCUUAAGGCAGCUGAAGGAAGUCCUGAAAGAGGAGAAUAGCAAGUAUUCCUACCUGAAGUGCUAUGAAGUUAGUGAGACCUUGGAUUUGAAGAGCUGGGAAGAGAGAAUGCUGGAGUUUGCUGAACUCAUCUGUAUUUUUGAAAAGGAACUUGGAGAAUAUGUAUGGAGUGUAUGGCAAUUGUUAUGGAAAACCGUGACCUGUAUCUGCUACUGGAUAUGGGGGUACACCAACAACUUUCUGUACGCAGAUAGUAAAGCCCAAUCUACUGGAUUGACCAACAAAGAAUUCAUCCACUUGAUCGAUGCCGGCAUUGCCAUAAAUUCCGCCUACCCCCUCGUUCUGCGCCCAGAGAGGAAAGUGAAACUGAUCCUCUCCUUCGACUUCAGCGAUGGGGAUCCUUUCGAGACCAUUAAGAAAACUGCCAAGUACUGUGAGGCAAAUAACAUCCCAUUUCCCGAGAUAAACACAGAAGAGAUUAAGGACAUUGAUAACCCCUCUGAUUGCUACAUCUUCAAAGGAAAAGAUGUUCCUACCGUCAUGCACUUCCCUCUCUUCAACAACAAAAAUUGUCCAG
This is a messenger RNA of Gopherus flavomarginatus (Mexican gopher tortoise), 1465 nucleotides long. Its product is annotated as cytosolic phospholipase A2 gamma-like. Gene Ontology annotation, molecular function: calcium ion binding; calcium-dependent phospholipid binding. Gene Ontology annotation, cellular component: nuclear envelope; cytosol; nucleoplasm. NCBI's taxonomy places the organism in Eukaryota, Metazoa, Chordata, Testudines, Testudinidae. The transcript is spliced from 13 exons. The annotation marks the transcript as partial. Gene Ontology annotation, biological process: glycerophospholipid catabolic process. The record is from RefSeq and is a predicted model, not a curated record.